Molecule: messenger RNA, 360 nt
Organism: Hevea brasiliensis (rubber tree)
Lineage: Eukaryota; Viridiplantae; Streptophyta; Magnoliopsida; Malpighiales; Euphorbiaceae
Product: 60S ribosomal protein L14-1-like
Exons: 6
Coding region: 1-360 (119 amino acids)
Source: RefSeq, a predicted model, not a curated record
AUGGCAUACGAGGAGAUCGGGAGGGUAGCUCUCGUCAACUAUGGCAAAGACUACGGGAAGCUCAGUGUCUUUGUCAAUGUCAUCGACCAGAACCAAGCUACGAUCAGGAUCCCCGAGAUGGAGAUGAACAAAGAAAACAUUCGAAAAAACAUUAAGGUGGUUGUUGUGAGAAGAAUUCUUGCCGGAAAAGCCAAGAACGGGAAAAUAAAACAUUGGAAAUUCACCGGAGAAGGAAGGUCAGAAUCAAGAAAUAAGAGAGAUCAGGCCGUUAAAGCAGCCCAGUACAUUCCAAUCUACACCGUUGAUCUUAAUUGUAAGGAUAGAUUUGAAGCCCUUAGAUCAAAAGAUUAUGUCCUCUAG